This is a messenger RNA of Populus trichocarpa (black cottonwood), 1492 nucleotides long. RefSeq names its product mitogen-activated protein kinase kinase kinase 20. The transcript has a single exon. Gene Ontology annotation, molecular function: ATP binding; protein kinase activity. The record is from RefSeq and is a predicted model, not a curated record. The coding region runs from base 131 to 1318 and encodes 395 amino acids. Gene Ontology annotation, biological process: protein phosphorylation. NCBI's taxonomy places the organism in Eukaryota, Viridiplantae, Streptophyta, Magnoliopsida, Malpighiales, Salicaceae.
UCCAAACGCGUUUAAGUUUUCAAACUCGCUUUCUCUAUAUAUAUCCAAAACCCUAAGGAGGCAUUUUGUAUACAAUUCACUUGCGUUUAACUUUCAAAAGAGGGAAGGAAAAGGAGAGAAGCUGCUAGCAAUGAAGGGAAAGGCAAAACACGUAGUAGGAGGAGGGGGAGAAGAGAGCAUGAAGUACAGCAAUAACAAUGGCGGAGUGGCAUGGUCAAGAGGGCCACUUCUUGGCAAAGGAGGGUUUGGAUCAGUUUAUUUAGCAAGUUUAAAGAGCCCCAAAUCAAGAAAUGGCUAUUAUCCUCCAGUUAUGGCUGUCAAGUCUGCAGAGGUCUCUGCUUCUUGUUCACUUCAAAAGGAGAAAGAGGUAUUUAACUGUCUCAAUGGCUGUCCUUUUAUUAUCAAGUGUUUUGGUGAAGAAACUACUAGGGAUGGAGGUGGUGAGAUGUUUUAUAAUGUGUUGUUAGAGUAUGCAUCAGGAGGGACCUUAGCUGGUCUUAUCAAGAAAUCUGAUGGUGUUGGUUUGCCUGAAUUGGAUGUGAAAAGAUACACUAGGUCUAUUCUUGAAGGGAUCCAUUAUAUUCAUAGCCAUGGUUAUGUGCAUUGUGAUCUCAAGCCUGAGAAUAUUUUGCUUGUUUCCAGUAGUACGAAGGCAGGUGAAUUUGUGGCAAAGAUUGGGGAUUUUGGGUUGGCAAAGAAAUCAGAGAAGAGGAACAAGAAAAGGAAAAUCGACCCUUAUUUAAGAGGGACUACUUUGUACAUGGCACCAGAGACUGUGGCUAAUCAUGUUCAAGAGCCUCCUUGUGACAUAUGGGCUCUUGGAUGUGUUGUGCUUGAGAUGCUUACUGGCAAGCAAGCUUGGGAUGUGAAACCUGAUGUUACUAUUGAAGAACUAAAGAGAAAGAUUGGUGAUGGAUAUGAAUUGCCUAAAAUGCCUUCAGAGGUUUCGAAGGAUGCCAAGGAUUUCUUGAAAAGGUGUUUUGUUGCCAACCCUAUGUUCAGGUUUACUGCUGAGAUGUUGCUGGAUGAACCUUUUGUGUCAGGAGUGGAUUUAGAUGGUGGUGAAUUUGUGGAGACUUUGGAUGCAGAAAGUGUGGAAUGGACAGACACAUUAUGCGGGACAGAUGAUGAAUUUAGUGGCUCCUCAUUUUAUGAAGAGUGGAGCUUCACAUCAGAUGAGGGUUCAUGUUUCUCUCCUUGGUCUGAUGAUGAAGAGGGUAUUACCAGUAAUGUUGAUGCAAUGACGCAUGCAUCACGGGUUGAAGAAAAUGCAGUGCAGCAGUAUCUGCCAACCUGCACUAUCCCUGCUGGUGCAUAGGAGUGAAGUAAUGCAGACUUUUCAGUCAAAUAGGUCUAGGUUGAAAUUCAAUGUUGAGGAUUCUUUCAUUUUUUCUGCGUAUUGCAGUAGAUUACAAGAUAAUUUUGUCCUUGUAAUCAAUGAUUCGUUUAUUGUAGUUAGCAAUAUUAAUGGAAGAACUAUGUUAUUGAUUAA